AUGAUAGGGGAAACCCAAGUCACUGUUGCAGCCCAUCGAUCUUUAAAUCAUUCUAGAGGCGUUAUAUCGGAACGAGAAUUCCAGACAGACCUUGAGGAAGACAUCCUAAAUUGCCUCAAAGAACAAAAUGUAAUAGCUGUUCGUAGAAUCACGAUUAAAAAAAACAAUCAAAUCCAGCCUACAAAGCACCUUAUCUUAACAUUCAACACUCCUGUUUUACCAAAAUCUGUGAAAAUAGCCUAUAUAAACUGUUCUGUUAAACCAUACAUACCGAAUCCCAUCCGAUGUUUCAAAUGUCAGAAAUUUGGACACACUAUAACUGCAUGCAGGGGAGACAAAGAAAUUUGUGCUCGAUGCUCCCUUCCUGAUCAUAAUAGUAACAAUUGCACUUCGACAACACCAAAAUGUUUCAAUUGUAGCGGUGACCAUCCGGCAUACUUCCGAUCAUGCCCACGUUACAAAGAAGAAAAAGAAAUUCAAACAGUUAAAAUCACAAAAAACAUACCUUUUCCAGAAGCUCGAAAAAUAGUAACAGACAGAACACCUAAACCAGGUCUCUCGUAUUCUGCUGCAUUAAACUCAACAACUGAACGAAAUUCGCAGCCAAUACCUAAACCGACUGUUAAUAAUCCUGUAACACCUUCAAAUACCAACCCAGAUACUGUAACAAUAAAAAGAAGUGAUUGGCUCGCACUUCUUGAGAUAAAAAGAUCAUAUGAAGAAAAUUCCUCCCAGCCUCCUAAAAACGUUAAGCGAAAAAAGAUUUUGAAUAAAGUGAAAGCUCGUCAACAUCUUGAAAAAGAAAAUAAAAAACAUCAAAUCGAGGAAAAGGAAGAACAACUGACAAUUCAUCCAUCAGACGAUUCUAUAAGUAGCAUGGAUGAGGACAAAGUUAAUUCUGAUUCUACUCACAUGACAUCCGAACAUUUUAAAUCAAAAUUUUUUAAAAAACCCAAAUAA
Argiope bruennichi is the source of this 960-nucleotide messenger RNA. RefSeq lists its product as uncharacterized. The transcript has a single exon. Gene Ontology annotation, molecular function: zinc ion binding; nucleic acid binding. Lineage: Eukaryota; Metazoa; Arthropoda; Arachnida; Araneae; Araneidae. Bases 1 to 960 code for a protein of 319 amino acids. The record is from RefSeq and is a predicted model, not a curated record.